Eimeria mitis is the source of this 540-nucleotide messenger RNA. RefSeq lists its product as uncharacterized. The transcript is spliced from 4 exons. The coding region runs from base 1 to 540 and encodes 179 amino acids. Lineage: Eukaryota; Apicomplexa; Conoidasida; Eucoccidiorida; Eimeriidae. The record is from RefSeq and is a predicted model, not a curated record.
AUGGCUUCCCUCUACAAAACGGCUGCAGCCGUUUGCCUCGUUGCACUGUGCGGGCUUCAAACAGAGGCGAGCAAUCCAACAUACAAAUUUACGGUAGAAGAAGUACAAGCAGAUGCCUACAUGAGUGCUAAUUUGGCCCGUAAUGGGAAACUCCCUGUUCGCAUCAGUGUAGUCACAAAGGACGACACCCUUGUCGAUUCCUUGAGGUCGGCCGUAAAAGCCGCAACAGGAGAGAAUGCAGAGGCUUGCGAGGGAUUGAUAACAUCCGAUCUUAAGGAGACAUUUCAUCACACUUUCGAGUACACCGAAGAUGCUGAGGCCACUCCUAACUACCGUCAAUUGCUGCAGAAGGCCGUUGAGGCAGGAUUGGCAGCCUUCGAUGAGGAGUAUUUCAACGGACUUGUUGCACGAACAACUGCAUUGAAAGAUAUGACAGCAGACGACCUGCAGACUCCUGUUGGAGAUGGCGCUGAAGCAGCUGCCGUCCGUACCAUUCUAAUUGCCGGUUUGGUUGCUAUGCUGACAGUUGUCUCUGCUUAG